Messenger RNA from Aureobasidium musti, 795 nucleotides. The record is from the annotation of a GenBank genome assembly. NCBI's taxonomy places the organism in Eukaryota, Fungi, Ascomycota, Dothideomycetes, Dothideales, Saccotheciaceae.
AUGCUGCCCCUCUGGACCAGGCUUACUCCGUUGAUUAGGCAGAUCACCCGGAGCUGGACCACCGUACGAUUGUUCUCCUACACGCGAGCCAGCUUCGAUGAGCCCAAGGACGGCAAGGAUACACCUGACGAUACCCUGAAAGCCGCACGUCCUGCCUGCCGCAAAAGUUACUAUCACCGGGUGACCAAGAAGAAACUGGACGAAGAUCCGGAAUAUCGUGCCAAAAGACUCGAGCAGAGGCGAAAGAGCAACGAAAACCAUCAGAAAAGAAUACAAGCAGAUCCAGAUUACCGCGCCAAAAUCGCACAACAAGUGAGAGAAUGGCAGGAAAAAAGGUAUCGUGGGGACCGUGAAUAUACAGAGAGGAGAAGAAGGGCGAAUAGAGAAUAUAUGCGCUUGCGCAAUGAGGAUCCGGAAGACUGCAUUCGGCAUCGAGAGCACAUGCAAAUAGCCCAACAAGAGAGGCUGCUGCAAGACGACGCCGCUUACAAGAAGAACCGUUUCGUAGCAUGGCUGCGUUACACGAUAUCAAAACACAAUCUUGAAUGGACUAGUCACCAGCCGCUGCUGUAUAGUGAAAAGGUCGUCAAGCACUGCAUAUCUUGCAAUCGCUUUAAACCUUUAAAGCUGUGGUGGAAGAAGAAGACUGCGUCUACUGAAGCUGUUCUUGCCAAUGCAGAGCAGUUCGAGUGUAUGUCAUGCUUCUUCAACCACGCGGGCAACAAUCUCAUGCCGACUGGUUAUGAGGGGGUCACCUUCCAGCGCCCAACUGCUGUCAAGCACUCUAACAUAUGA